CCAAACUGCCCGUUUUCCAUGUUCCAAACUGCCCAAACUGACCGGUGUUGGAACUCUUUCCCUCUAUCUCAAGCACCCUCCUUUACCUGUUUCCAUGCCUUCUUUUCUCUUUCUUCUGUGAAGACCCUUUUUAUGAGUUUUGACUAAAUUUUGCAACUGGGUCUUGGUUGGUUAUUUCAGUUAUAACCUGUAUCUGAUAUUUGUCACAUUGUUUUGUGAGUGUUCCAUUGGUUUAUGUAGGCAUUUUUGGUGGGGUUGAGUGAUUUGAAAUGAAGUUGUUUGAAAUGGGUUUUGCAUGUGGAUUUGAUAUUUGAAAUCUAUUUUUGGUGUUGGGGUAUGAGAGUUUGAUUAUAUAAGUAUUUUUUUGAAGAUGGCUUUGCAGCCUAGUGAAAUUAAAGAGGAGGUGGCUUUGGAUGUGGGCAAGUCAAAGAGAAAGAAUAAGAAAGAUGGGGGAGAGGUAGCUGAGUCUGGGUGUUGGAGUAGCACUUUCAAGUUCUUUGGCAGCUUAUUGUCUUCAAAAUCAAAAGUUGAUAGCUCCUUGAGUGGCCCUACUGCUCAUUCUGUGCAUUUGUCCUUUUCCAAAUCAGUGGGGAGCAAUUUUGUGAAUGAGAAAAGCAGAGACCAUCCAGUUGCUUCAGUAGGGUCCUCUACAGCAACUAGCAAUACAGAUGGCACUUUUUCUAUUUCCAAAUUCAGUUCUACAUCAACGUCGAAAUUAAGUAUUUCUUCAACAUUAAAAUUUAGUGAGGAACUUAAGGUUUCUUCUCAACUUCGGAAGUUCACAUUCAAUGAGCUAAAGUUGGCCACAAGGAACUUCAGACCUGAUAGUAUUCUUGGUGAAGGUGGGUUUGGUUGCGUCUUCAAAGGUUGGAUUGAGGAGAAUGGCACUGGUCCUGCAAAACCUGGUACUGGACUUACGGUUGCAGUCAAGACUCUCAACCAUGAUGGGCAUCAGGGUCAUAAAGAAUGGCUUGCUGAAAUUGAUUUGCUUGGUGACCUCAUCCAUCCUAAUUUGGUUAAAUUGAUCGGUUUCUCCAUUGAAGAUGAUCAAAGGUUGCUAGUUUAUGAGUUUCUGCCUCGGGGAAGUUUGGAGAACCAUCUUUUCAGAAGGUCCCUGCCUCUUCCUUGGUCUAUCAGGAUGAAAAUUGCACUUGGUGCUUCAAAAGGCCUUACCUUUCUUCAUGAAGAGGCUCAAAGACCAAUCAUAUACCGUGAUUUCAAAACUUCUAAUAUUUUAUUAGAUACGGAUUACAAUGCCAAGCUCUCAGAUUUUGGGCUUGCCAAAGAUGGUCCCGAGGGAGACAAAACUCAUGUAUCAACACGAGUUAUGGGAACAUAUGGCUAUGCAGCUCCAGAAUAUGUCUUGACUGGACAUCUGUCAUCAAAGAGCGAUGUGUACAGUUUUGGAGUUGUCCUACUUGAAUUAUUGACUGGCAGAAGAUCCAUGGACAAAAAAAGACCAAAUGGGGAGCAAAGCCUUGUUGGAUGGGCAAGACCGCUUCUUGGAGACAAGAAGAAGUUGUAUCAGCUAAUAGAUCCUCGCCUUGAAGGUCACUUCUCGAUUAAAGGUGCAGAGAAAGCUGCCCAGCUUGCUGUCCGGUGCCUUGGCCGAGACCCUAAAGCCAGACCUAAGAUGAGUGAGGUUGUUGAAGCCCUAAAGCCUCUGCCAAACCUCAAGGAUAUGGCCAGCUCUUCAUCUUUCUUCCAGACCAUGCAAGCUGAUCGUGCCAGGUCAAACUCAAAUGCUGUACAUGGAAAUGGAUUGCAGGCAGCAUCUAGACCAAGGAAUGGACAACCAAUGAGGAACUUAUCAAUUAUAAAUGGUCCUCAUGCUUCUCCAAACCCUCAUUCUCUCCAGUCUCCAAAACCAAAUGGAAGAGAAUCAUAGAAUUAGUCUGUCUUUUGUAUGUUAUAUAUCAUUGAAAGAGUUUUUUUUUUUGGCACGUCUGUUGUAUCUUGUAUAUGUUGGAUUUGUAAUUUAGUCAAGCAUGGAACUGUAUUCUUUCUAUAAG
This is a messenger RNA of Quercus lobata, 2012 nucleotides long. Its product is annotated as probable serine/threonine-protein kinase PIX7. NCBI's taxonomy places the organism in Eukaryota, Viridiplantae, Streptophyta, Magnoliopsida, Fagales, Fagaceae. The transcript is spliced from 6 exons. Gene Ontology annotation, molecular function: ATP binding; protein kinase activity. Bases 371 to 1888 code for a protein of 505 amino acids. The record is from RefSeq and is a predicted model, not a curated record. Gene Ontology annotation, biological process: protein phosphorylation.